Messenger RNA from Rana temporaria (common frog), 1159 nucleotides. Its product is annotated as olfactory receptor 52M1-like. Gene Ontology annotation, biological process: G protein-coupled receptor signaling pathway. Gene Ontology annotation, molecular function: olfactory receptor activity; G protein-coupled receptor activity. The transcript has a single exon. Gene Ontology annotation, cellular component: membrane. The record is from RefSeq and is a predicted model, not a curated record. The coding region runs from base 16 to 960 and encodes 314 amino acids. Lineage: Eukaryota; Metazoa; Chordata; Amphibia; Anura; Ranidae.
UGUUUGAAGUCUACAAUGGUGGCGGGCAAUGAAAGCUGCUUCUACCCAGCUUCCUUCAUCCUGUUGGGUAUCCCCGGUCUGGAACACCUCCAUGUCUGGAUCUCUAUUCCUUUCUUCUCAAUGUUCCUCUUUGCCUUUAUCGGGAACUAUACCGUCCUGCUCAUCAUCUUCAGGGAUGUCAGUCUCCACCAGCCCAUGUACAUCUAUUUCACCAUUCUUGCUUUCAUUGACAUAACAUUGGCCAACUCGGCAGUGCCCAAGCUUCUCAGCAUCUUCUGGUUCCAGCAGAAUGACAUUGGCUUCCAUAUGUGUUUUCUGCAGAUGUUCUUUGUGCAUGCGUUCUCUACUUUCGAGUCAGGAAUCUUUCUAGCCAUGGCUUAUGACCGAUAUGUAGCCAUAUGCAACCCUCUACGGUAUUCUGUAACAGUGACCCCGCAUUUUAUUAUUAUAAGUGGAGUAUUGGCGGUGCUGCGUGGGGUGGUCUACAUCCUUCCAAUGCCUCUUCUAGGAGCGAGAUUCCACCUGUACAGCAGCAAUGUUAUUUUCCACUCGUACUGUGAACACAUGGCAGUGGUGAGGUUGGCUUGUGCUGAUGUUUCUUUCGACGACCAUCUUGGCAUGGCCAUUGGCUUCCUUGUCUUGAUUAUGGAUUCGGUGUUCAUUGCUUUCUCUUAUGUGAUGAUCCUUCAAGCUCUUCUGAAGCUGAGUGUUAAGGCUCGAGUGAAAUCCUUUGGAACAUGCAUCUCUCAUGUCUGUGCUAUCCUGUCAUUUUAUACUCCGAUCCUUUGCUCGUCCUUAGUGCACAGAUUUGGGAAGAACGUCCCUCACCAUACGCACAUCCUGCUGGCCAACUCGUACCUUCUCAUCCCUCCCAUGCUGAACCCUUUGGUGUACGGUAUAAGAACCAGGCAAAUUCGAGAGAGGGUGACAAAAUGUUUCCUGGAACAGUCUCUCUCUUGAGAAGACUCUUUGUAUUUUUUCUCACUCAACCCAAAACUGAAGAAAAAAUGGUAUUGGUACUGAGAAUAUUCAUCCUGUGUUAUUGCUAUUCCUGCACCACUAGAUGUGUUUCUGUUUUACUGAUUUAGCCAAUAAAAUCAUUUUAUGAUGUUGCAAUCUGUGUUGUCUUUUAAUUCUCCAUAUUUUUUGGGGGGGCACA